AUUGCUUUUUAAUAAACGUAAUCCACACGAGUUGGCAGCACCUGCUAUAGGAAACUUAGAACUUUAUUGCUAAACGAUGUCGGAGAAAGAAAACAUCCUCAACAACACCGCAGGUGGUUCCCCCGCGGAAGACGACAAGCAGCAGGAGAAAGAUCAGGAGAAGGACAAGCAGGAAGAGCCGGCAAAGAAAAAAUCUGAAAUCUGUUCUUCACCGCCACCAAAGCGCAUGCGAGUCGACGAUCCGGCCCGCGGAGAGAUGGCUCGGCUGUUCGUCGAGUUGGAGGUACAACAGGCAGAGCUGGAAUUGAGCGGUAGUGACUGCGACUCAGGGAAUCUUGGUGGCGCUGGCGGCAGCAAUUCCACUAAGACCCAACUGGAGUCCCAAGAGUUGGAUGUACAACAGGCAGAGCUGGAAUUGAGCGCUAGUGACUGCGACUCAGGGAAUCUUGGUGGCGCUGGCGGCAGCAAUUCCACUAAGACCCAACUGGAGUCCCAAGAGUUGGAUGUACAACAGGCAGAGCUGGAAUUGAGCGCUAGUGGCUGCGACUCAGGGAAUCUUGGUGGCGCUGGCGGCAGCAAUUCCACUAAGACCCAACUGGAGUCCCAAGAGUUGGAUGUACAACAGGCAGAGCUGGAAUUGAGCGCUAGUGCCUGCGACUCAGGGAAUCUUGGUGGCGCUGGCGGCAGCAAUUCCACAAAGACCCAACUGGAGUCCCAAGAGAAAGAGCAGGAUCAGGAAAAGGAGGAGGAGGAAGAAAAAGAGCAGAAGGAUGAAGAGCAGCAGGAGGACGAGAUGGAGGAGGACGAGAUGGAGGAGGACGAGAUGGAGGAGGAAGAGGAGGAGGAUGAAGAGCAGGAAGAAGAAGAGGAGGAGGAGGAAGAGCUCGACGAGGAUGAGCAGGACGAGGAUGAGCAGGAGGAGGGAGAGCCGACAAAGAAAAAACCCAAGGAGGCCGGUUCGACGCCGUCACCAAAGCACAUGGGUGCCGCCUAGGAAUGCUCGGUUGGUCCGCUGUACAGCUACAUGUUUGGUGACACGGUUUACUUCAUCGUCACCUGGAAGGGAUCCCAGUAGGGGAAGCCGUGCCUGUUGAGCAGAUCAAACAUGUGCACGACAAGCUACUCAUUGACUUCAUUACGAGCUUGAAGCUACAGGACUAAAAAACUCCGAAGCCCAAAAAUUUAUAAAAUAAAUAGAGCGAUCUCCCAGCCAUCAUUAAAAUACUUUGAAUCAGAUCACAAUAUAUAACUCAAAUUACUUCUUUUUUUUUGGUAUUUAUCUUGUAACACAAAAAAAAAAAAAACACGCUUCAAAAUAAAAACUGAAUUCGCUGGUAUACAGUAUA
Messenger RNA from Drosophila simulans, 1346 nucleotides. RefSeq names its product YTH domain-containing protein 1-like. The record is from RefSeq and is a predicted model, not a curated record. The transcript has 2 exons. Lineage: Eukaryota; Metazoa; Arthropoda; Insecta; Diptera; Drosophilidae. Bases 77 to 994 code for a protein of 305 amino acids.